Mesocestoides corti is the source of this 1332-nucleotide messenger RNA. Lineage: Eukaryota; Metazoa; Platyhelminthes; Cestoda; Cyclophyllidea; Mesocestoididae. The record is from the annotation of a GenBank genome assembly.
AUGUCGGCUUCAAAUGGUGAAACAGCUACAACUCAAGCCGAUAAAAAUGUGGAAAUGUGGAGAAUAAAGAAACUCAUAAAAAGCCUGGAAGCCGCUCGGGGAAAUGGGACUAGCAUGAUAUCUCUUAUAAUUCCACCAAAAGAUCAAAUUACACGAGUAGCGAAGAUGCUGGCUGAAGAAUAUGGCACAGCUUCAAAUAUCAAGAGUCGUGUCAACCGACUUUCUGUUCUAAGUGCCAUCACGUCCGUUCAACAACGUCUAAAGUUAUACAAUAAAGUACCACCAAACGGGCUCGUUGUUUAUUGUGGCACCAUCAUCACGGAAGAUGGUAAAGAAAAGAAGGUUAAUAUUGACUUUGAACCUUUUCGUCCCGUGAAUACCUCUCUCUAUUUGUGUGAUAACAAAUUCCACACUGAGGCUUUGAACGCGUUGCUUACCGAUGAUAGCAAAUUCGGUUUUAUUAUUAUGGAUGGUAGUGGCUCUCUAUUUGGCACUCUUUCUGGGAACACUCGUGAGGUUCUCCACAAGUUCAGUGUUGAGCUCCCCAAGAAGCACGGUAGAGGUGGUCAAUCAGCCCUUCGUUUCGCCCGCUUGCGUGUCGAAAAGCGCCACAAUUAUGUUAGAAAAGUUGCUGAAACUGCGGUUCAACUGUUCAUUACUAAUGAUAAAGUAAACGUCGAGGGUAUUAUUCUUGCCGGUCUGGCUGAUUUUAAAACCGACCUCUCCCAGUCGGGGAUGUUUGACCCUCGAUUACAAGCCAAGGUGCUAAAAGUUGUUGAUAUAUCUUAUGGCGGAGAGAGCGGAUUUAACCAGGCUAUUGAGCUUGCUAGUGACACAUUGGCUGGAGUUAAGUUUAUUCAAGAAAAGAAGUUAAUUCAACGCUACUUUGACGAGAUCUCUCAGGACACAGGGAAGUAUUGCUUCGGUGUGGAUGAUACGCUAAAGGCUCUCGAAAUGGGUGCCGUAGAUUCUUUAAUAGUGUGGGAAAACCUGUCAGUUACUCGCUAUGUGCUUCGCUCUUCAUCAAGCGAUGAAAAGCGCAUUAUCCAUCUGCGGCCGGAUCAGGAACGGGAUCGCAGCCACUUCAUCGAUCCGGAUACGCAAACUGAAAUGGAGGUUGAAGAGAGCCAGCUCCUCCUUGAUUGGCUUGCCCUUAACUAUCGCUCAUUUGGCGCCGUUCUCGAAAUUGUCACUGACAAAUCACACGAGGGGUCUCAAUUUGUUCGAGGAUUUGGCGGAAUCGGAGGAAUUCUCCGUUAUCAAGUUGACUUCCAACACAUGGCUGGCGGAGAUCUCGAUUAUGACGAGGACUUUGACCUCAGUGACUACUAA